CUUUGAUACAUGAUCACAGAACAGGCUCGUGCUAGCUCAAUAGCAAACUGGGAAUGCUGAACUAUUCCCUCAAUUAAAUUGUACAACUAUUUAACUUAACAUAACAGUUCAGUUGUUGUGCCAUGAAUGGAUUUCACUUUGCAAAAUCUCUACGCCGAUAAAGGCCAAUAGAUUGUAUUUUUUUCGACGUUGGAAAAACAUUCGUCAUGUUAUCUUUGAUAUACUGGUUUAUACACAAGCUAAACUGGUGGCCGGUUCCGGACGCCAAUCCGUUAGAUUGUUUACUUCAAGGAGUUAUCGGUGCUUGUGGAAUCUGGGUCCUGCGGGACAUCACGAGGGUGCACCUGUUUCUAGAGCAACAGCGCCAUGACGCCACGGCCGGCCAGAAGCGACCGCUCCGACAUGAUAGCAGAGCUAGAGGCGGCCUGGCCCGGACCCUGCAGGCUGUGGUCUUGGUGGUUCUGCUGACCCUAGUGGGUUCCAGAGUGGCCUCGCUGGUGGUUCUUGAAUUCUCUCUACGCGCCAUCUCUUCUUGGUUUACCGAUGGGCUAGAAUCAAGGGAAUGUCAGCUGGUGCUCGUCCAGUGUCACUUCUCCUUAGGUUGUGCCCUAAGCUGCGGUCUACACUUUUUCCACGAGGGGGCGCCACAUCGUUUGCUUUCGUUGAUGUUGGUGGCAGCGCUCGGGUGGCUCUUAUCCAAUCAGACGUCCCGGUUGCUGCACCACGUGGAGACGCUGUACACACUCCACAGCUCGCGAAGCUACUGCGGCGUGUGUAUGACCCUGCUGUCCACGGGGGGGUCCCUGCUGCCCAUGCUACUACGCAGGACUUUGAUCGCCACCUUCUCUGUCGCUGUGCUGGCCUCCAUAUCCAUUGUGAACAGACACUUUGCUUCUGCCACUGAGGCACUGAAGUUUUGGACGCCACUGACUAUUUGCUACACCUUGUUGGUUGUGUACAUGCAAGACGAACGGAGCCGUGCGCGCGCCGGCCAGCAGCAGCAGCAGCUGCUGAAGGCGGUGGCCGUGCGUCUUGGGGGUCUAUUGGUGCUGAUGCUGACUGUCGGUCGCUGGGCAGAUGUGGUCCACAUCCUAAUCUGCUUCCUGGGAGAGGCCGUGUGUCUCGUUGCCGCCCGGGACCUGCUGGCUGCUAGGACACCCCUUUCGGAUCAGGAGGAUUUUGAGGACUACAACGAAGAAGAGAUCCAACAAAAAGAAACCAAGACACGCCUACAAUUAUCAAAUCAUACAGGGAAAUAAACAUCAUGCAGUGGGAUUAAGCUA
Molecule: messenger RNA, 1283 nt
Organism: Gadus morhua (Atlantic cod)
Lineage: Eukaryota; Metazoa; Chordata; Actinopteri; Gadiformes; Gadidae
Gene: tmem82
Product: transmembrane protein 82
Exons: 6
Coding region: 207-1259 (350 amino acids)
Source: RefSeq, a predicted model, not a curated record